Messenger RNA from Lagopus leucura (white-tailed ptarmigan), 1111 nucleotides. It is a transcript of the gene DTYMK, whose product is annotated as deoxythymidylate kinase. NCBI's taxonomy places the organism in Eukaryota, Metazoa, Chordata, Aves, Galliformes, Phasianidae. The coding region runs from base 16 to 654 and encodes 212 amino acids. Gene Ontology annotation, cellular component: cytoplasm; cytosol; mitochondrion. The record is from RefSeq and is a predicted model, not a curated record. Gene Ontology annotation, biological process: dTTP biosynthetic process; dUDP biosynthetic process; dTDP biosynthetic process. Gene Ontology annotation, molecular function: ATP binding; dTMP kinase activity. The transcript has 5 exons.
GGGGAGGAGGGCAAUAUGGCGGGCGGGCGCGGCGCGUUAAUCGUGCUGGAAGGGAUGGACCGCGCCGGGAAGAGCACGCAGAGCCGGCGGCUGGUUCAGGCGCUGCAGGCCGCCGGGCACCGCGCCGAUCUCCUCCGCUUCCCGGAGAGGACGACGGAGAUCGGGCGGCUGAUCGGCGCCUACCUAUCGAGAGAGAGGGAGCUGGAGGACCACGCCGUGCACCUGCUGUUCUCCGCCAACCGCUGGGAGCACGUAACAUCAAUGAAAGAGAAGCUCCAUCAAGGGAUCACGCUUGUAGUUGACAGAUACGCCUUUUCUGGAGUGGCCUUCACAAGUGCGAAGGAGAACUUCUGCCUGGAGUGGUGCAAACAGCCUGAUGCUGGCCUCCCAAAGCCAGAUGUGAUUCUCUUUCUUCAGCUGAGCCCAGAGGAAGCAGCAGCACGAGGGAACUUUGGAAAAGAACGUUAUGAGAAUGGCCCCUUCCAAAAAAAAGUUCUGCAGUCUUUCCAUCAUUUGAUGAAUGAGAAGACAUUAAACUGGAAGACAAUGGAUGCUUCAAAGAGCAUAGAAGACUUGCACAGAGAAAUCAAGAGCAUUGCAGAGAAAACCAUGCAGGAGGUUAAGGAUAAACCCUUGGGAGAACUGUGGAAGUAGAGCAGUGCAGGUCAUUCUCAGUCCUAAUGAAGACUCACCUCUUGGACCUUCUUUGGCCGGAUGAUUCCUACAUCACCUUCCAGUAACCACACCUUAGGUCACGAUGUAUUCGUAUGGGUCAAGCUUGUCCUUGUAACAUCCUCUGCUCCUCUUCCAUUCUGCAUAAUCCCCAGGAGCUUCUUUUUAUAAAUGAACGUGUAACAAUUCUUUUGAAACAAUUCCUCCCUACCUCAAGUAGGAUCUCUUUUGUUGUAGGCUGUCCUUUAGUGCAGAUGUGGCAACUGAGCUGAGUUUCCACAAACAUAGACAGCUUCAGCAGGUGAGGAACAGCUUUCCCAUACUUGAAGUUCCAUGCAAUGACCGUGUUUCUGGUUCUGUUUCUUUAGUGGAAUACAUCCCUGUACUGAACCCAGCUUGUUUUUACAAUAAACUGCUCUUUUAAACAUUUUGUACCACA